CGUACAACCCACAUUCCUACUUCUGUAAAAAUAAUCUUCGCUUGAAUGAUUUUCUGAAUGCUAAAGUACAGCAAGCAAUUCUUUCUAAAACGCAUUUUGUUGUCAAACAAGUACCUAAUUGCAUAUCUUUUAAACUUUUCUAAAAUAACUUUUCCAAAAUCUAUUAACAAAAGUCUUGAAUGUAUAUUUGAGAGAGGUUUCUGAUGUUAGUUAAAUUAAAACAAUUCAAAUUGUUAGUAAAUUACUGUAUAAUUUGAUACUUAAUAAUCGCUAAUUGCCGUUUAAAACUAUAACCCGCUUGAAUAAAACGAUCACUACAUCAUAAACCUCGAUAUGAAAUUCGAAAACGCUGUAAAAAAUUAGUGCUAACUGUAUGCAAAUUGUUCCUAUUAGCAUCUAUUUCUAUUCUAUUUAUAUCGCAUUAUUAAUUGUAUGUUUUUUCUUUCUCUUUCAUUUUAAUCCUGUGGGUCGUGGAACAACUCAAAUGGACUUUGUAAAAUAUAACGCUCCUCCGACAUCCUACCCACUUGACGCUGACCAUGACUUGACAGCAGACUUGACCGUCCUCCUAGUUAACCAGAAGAGGAAUGACUAUAACACGAAGAUCGGAAGGUACCACAGCGUGAAACCACUCAUCGGCCUGUUGACGUCAACGGCGCGGACUUUUAUCCAGGAUGGUGUCACCACGGAGUACGCCACCCAGAUCCUGGGCACCACUUUAGAUAAUGGCCGCAUUUACGCCCAACUCCUAACGAAGUCUUCUCUCGUACUUUACAAUAAGCCGACAAAUGUAGAAGACCCUGUUAUUGUUCAGCCCACUCGAGCGCAUUCCGUUUUCGAUGGCGAAUGGAACGUCAAGCAAGAUCUAGGCUUCAUUGAUCCCGAAAAGUUCAUUCUUAAAAAUACUGAUUAUUUAGCUCCUAGCAGCAAAAUGGAAAUAGUUUACCCUAGUAAACCAGCUACUGAGAGUUUUAAGUUCUGGAGUCCAUCUGCUCCUGACAGUCCAACUGAAAAUCAAAUCUUUGAGGAACCUGUUGGACGCCGAGUACAGCCUUACAAAGAAAUACCUCGGUACGUUCAAAAUGAGGCUUUGAACUUCCUUGACGGUCCAUCCAUCGAUAACGACAAAAAGUUCGAUUUUAUUGUAGAGCCAUCCAUAGUAAAUAAUGUUAAUACCGUAAAUAGACAGAGCAAGGCAUACGAACCGCCUGCAGAACCGAUACAAGUGGAACAACGUCCUAAAGUAGAGGUUUUAGAUGAAACAAAUGUAGUUAAGGUUAAACCUAAUUACGAUUUACCGACAUUUACUAUAAAGAACGAAUUCUCGCCGAUAUUUUAUUAUAUUGAUAAUGUCGAGUCACGUCGGCCUCAGCAGCAGGCGGCGCAGCAAACGAAACUGCCCAAAAAGCUAUUUGGGCAAAAAAGCGAACCUAGAGCUAAGAAAACAUUUACUUACGCCGGCUUUGCUGACUUCACGACUGUAGUUGGUGAUACCGUCAUUAUAUUUACCCCUAACACUGAGACUAGCCGACCCCAAAACCCUGACGAAGUUAACGUUUUCCCUUCUGCCAACCGAAUUGACAAAUUGUCUACCAAAAUAACUUUCCUUGCCGCCGACAUUCCUGUUGCUUCCUCUACGUACAAGGCUCACGAAGCUCCAACUCCAACCAGAAUAACUGGUCCUGCCGUAGUUGACGAAAAUAGGUCCGAAAAAGCUUUAUUCAAUGACGAAGAAAGUUUGAAAAAGGUUCUCUAUGAAGUUGACGAUAAGUUACCUGAUUCUAUAAACGUUCAAUACAACAAUGGGUUCGACUUUAAUUUAGAUGUGAUCCAACCUUCAGAAUCUCCUGUAGUAACAACAGAAAGCACUCGUACCACGGAUGACUUGGGCGUUAUACCGAUUCCCGAAUAUUCACAAGCAACUGAACCUCUAGAGACAUUGUCUCCAUCAUCUACAAUCCUCGAAGCACCUAAAGAAUCUGCUGUCACAGAAAGUGAUAUGACUGAAUUAUUUACUAAUUCCGAAGAAGAAUCUGAAAACACUGCUGCCGAAGUAACUGAAAAAUCUGAAGAAGAAGAAGAGGAAGAAUUUACGACCGAAAUGCCAGCAGACUUUAUGACAACCACAGAAAGUGGUCACAGUGAAGAGUCAUCUGAAGAAUUGGAGACAACAACUGAAUCUAAAUUCAUACCUGACACACAGGAAGAAACAAACGAGGACACUCAGGAAGACGUAGUCUGUACUGAAGGCUUCGAAACGCAAUCUACUAUGACUACAGCUUACAAGACUUUGACUUACUUAACAACAUAUUUCAUUCCUUUAGAGAGCACGGAAACAACUACAUCUAUUAAAUCUGACGUGGUCGUUGAAAGCAAUGUAGGUUACUUAACCAAUGUUGUAUGUAGAACUAAUAUGGACAUUGAACCCACGGCAGUUGUCAACGUCGAUGUUAAUUACUCAGUUGAAACUAAACUAAAGCUUCCAGAACCUAUUACUGAAGAACCUUAUAGACCUCCUGUGGAGCCAGAACCAACAACAGAAGCUCCUAAAACAACACCACAGCAACAAGAGGAAGCACAGACUACUACUCGCGAAGAACAAAAUACUAGUACAGCUGAGCAAAGCAGUGAAGAAGCGGUCGAAGAAUCUGUUGAAGAGAAGGAACCUACAACAACAACAACAACGACAACCACUGAGAGAAUUACGACCAGUGAGCACGUAGAAAUGUCUAUAAGUACCGAACACACGACCACUACUACAGAAAAGCCAACAACAGUUCAAGAAGAAGAAGACCAAGAAAACGAAAUUGACGUCAUUUACAAAACACUUUACACAACUUAUACUUAUCUAACUACAUUCUUCGGAGACCAAACCUCGAGCGUCGCCAGUCAUAAAUCGGUUGUCACUAAUAUCAUUACUACAACGAUUGAUCUGUCGAAACUAGAUCCAACAUUAUUAGGUGCCUUUAACGAGGAUGAGAUUGCGCCAACUAGCGUGGGUAUUGGUCGUCCUACAGAAUCAUUUGCGAUUAAUAGCAUCAUUGAUCUUGUUAAGAAUAAAGACGUAAUUGAGUCUGUAGAGGUUGAUGACAUUUACAGUUCUCAGACACCCACUCCAUCAUUAGGCGAAGAUGUUGUAGCGAGCAUUAAGCCCGAUGCUGUAAAAACUUAUUACACAACUUACACUUUCUUUACGACCAUCUACGUUGGUACAGAUGCUAAUGUGUGCAGUAGAAAUGAGGUUUAUACUAAUUACGUGGGACCUGACGAAUUGAUUCCCACAAAAGCUAAUCCAUUGGCCGCUGAGAGUACAAGAGCUCAAUUUGACUUCAGAAAUUGCAAACAAAUCAAAAUGGAACAGCCCGCUAAUCAAGAAGAUACCGCUUCUAUGGAAAAGAGCGUGAGUAUGGAACAAAGUAAUGAACGUGGAGAGACAAAAUCAGACGUUACUCCUGAUCCAUCACCAAUUGAAGUUGAUAUGUUAUUCAGUGUUGAAUCGAAUCCUCUAGAAUCUGAAAACUCUUUUGUCACCGAUGUAAAAUCAUCAUCUUCCAAAGGCGAAAGGAAGUUCUUGGAUAAUAACAACAUCAUAUUGGAUGACCAAAUAAGUUCGGAAAGUAAUAUCGAAGAGAUUUUACCAUCACCUACUCUCUUACUUCAGACAAGUUAUACAACUUUCACUUACUUCACCACCAUGUAUAUUGGUAAGGACUCUAGCAAAGUUAAAAGCCGAUUAGAAACUAUUACCAACGUAGUUACUGAAACUAUAAUGCCUAACAAGGAACCUGAAGAAGAAAGCCUGCCAAUUACUUAUUACACAACGUUUACCUAUUGGACUACUCUUUACAAAGACAAGUCAACGACAAUCACAAGCCGCGAAGAAAUAGUAUCAAACGUAAUAACACCUGUAGCACAGCCUGUUGCUACGAUCAGUCCCAUUGAUACCACGCCAAUUGAUGUAGAAAGUGUGUUACCUCCCAAAGAUCUCGAAGUUGAACUCAAGCCAUCACUAGUCACAGAUAGUCUUGAACCAGAUGAUGGUAAAGCCACGUUCUAUACGACUUACACAUAUUUCACAACCUUCUACGCAGGUAACACAUCUCAGAUCAGGAGUAGCUUGGAGACAGUGACAAAUAUUAUUGACAACACCAAAUUGGUCGAAGACAAUCAACUUGGAAGAAAAGUGCCCGUCGGACCAGCAGAUCAGAAUUUGAUUCAGGAUAAUGGUGAGAAACCACAUAUCACACCGACCGUGGUCAAGGAGGCGAUCGUUCCUACUAAAUUGCCUGAUGCUUCUUCCAUACCAUCUACUGUUCUACUCGGCACCUACAUUGAUAACUUAUUUGCUGAAGUGAAACCAGAAGAAAAGCCGAGUACACCAGCUCCAGAGAAAAAGAUAAUAUUCUCUCAAGUAGCUGUCAUAUCGGGUGACUCGACUGUUGUAACAAACGACAAUAAAACACUUGCUGUUGACUCUGGCUCGACUAGCAGUAGUACUAGUACAACAACGACGGAAAGUUCAAUUAUAAGCCCUACACCCGAAGUGAUUGAAAGUUCUGUUGCGGAAGCACCAGAGCCUGCAUCAGAAAAUGUACAGGAAUCGGAAGAAGAGGAAGACGAUAGUGUAAAUACAAGAAAGAAAUCCCGUCUUACAUUCACACCGAAAAAGCCUUCGACUACACCAGUGAUUAUACCAUUUGCUUCUCGGAAUAGACCAACAUUUAUACCUAAACGAGUACCACUAUCUGGUGGCGCUACAACAAUUACUCGUGCUGACUUCACACCUCCAGUAAUAACUGCUACUCCAAGCUUAAAAUCUGUUAAACCAUCAGGAUAUAGUGGCAACAGGAAACAACCAGCUAGCCCAGGUUCUGCAAGUGCUGGAAAGAGGUUCCCUGGUCGUAGUAGUGUCAAUAACCCAUCAGCUAAUGCGCCAGCAGCAUCUAGGCCAGGAGGUUUUAAUCAAAGAGGCAGUAUUCAACCUACUUCAAGGAGAACUGGUUUCAGGUCGAGUUCAGCUCGAGGUAACAGUUUAGAUUACAUCAGUAGAUCUGCGGUUCCAAGGGUCAGACCGACAGCAUCGUCAAGACUUCCCGGUUUUAGUGUCAAACCCUCUAAUACCGUACCGUAUUCACUUUCUGACCAGAAUGAGGAAACUUUUGAAACAAACCCUGACGAAAGCGCAACUGAAGCUCUGGACAGGAUUACAGAAAGUCCUGCAAGAACAACGAACAAUCCCCUUUCUAGAUUCAGAAGGCCACCUAUUGCCAGACAACCAGGAACCGCUAUUACUCCAAGGUCUACAACAGCUUCUUCGAGACGCGCUGUCACACCUCGUGGUAGACUAACAACUACAACUAAACGGUCAACAACUAGAUCUACAUCUAACCCACUGCUGUCACUGAGAAGACAGAGACCAAAUGCUCUGUUCCCAAGAAGAAACUUGUUCAAGCAACCUGACCCAGAACCAGAAGAAGAAAUUAAAGAAGACGAACAGAAAGUAGAAGACAGCGAAGAACUUUUGGAAGAAGAGGACUUUGAAGAAGAUAAUGAUUAUGACUCAUCAGACAGAAAAGAACGUCAGGUAGCACAGCCAUCCACCUCUCCUCCGAAAAGGAACAUAGUACAAAUAAGGCCAUUUGCUUUUAGGAGGCGUACCAAACGUCAAGUCGAUUAUGGUAGCAGAAAGUAUUCUAAUUUCAGACGACCAGGCACUAAGUCUUCCACAACACGGCGUCCCGAACCCGAAACCGAAGAACCAACAACUCAGAAAGUAAGACCUGGAAAUCGUUACAAUGGUCGCACUUCCAAUACGCGAACAACAACUGCAACAUCCGCUAAAUCUGGAGCAAGGCAACCGUUUAUUGUGCGUGGAGAAAGUCGAACAACAACUACUACAUCAUCGCCAGCUUACAGAAGAGGAAAGUCUUCGCGGCCGUCGUCUAGGACAACCACAUCUGCAUCCAGACCAAAGUCCCCAAGACUUAAGAAUUCGUCAGGUGCUAGGACAAGCACUUCUCGAAGCUCAGGAGGACGAUCACGAACGCGCACAACUACAAGCAGAGCUAACAGCAGGCAAAGGAGUUCCUUCGAGAACUUCAGUGGCGAACGGUUUAAUGCCAACAACAUUUUGAACGAUGGAAAGAUUACCAUCACACACCAAAUACCCACAGAAGUGACAGUGCCAAUUGUGAACGGCAAAAUCACUGAAUACAAAAACUUGCUAUCGGCAACAUCUAGAAUUGAAACUCUCUUGCUGAACCAGGUAUCAACUUCAAUCGGACCUCUGGGUAAUCAACAACUUGUUUUGGCUGCUGAGUCUACAGAACUCGGUGACAAUGGAGCUACCAAAAUUAUUAAAUAUGUUUUACACGAUACUCCCACAACAACGGUCAUCUUUACACCCACUACUAUUCGAGGACGUAAAACGUCUUUCUCUCACGUGAUCCCAAGUACAGUUUACAAUGUAGAGGCAGUAACGCAGACAAUAGCACCCGAAAUCAACUCGAACGUACCAUUAGCAAAUCUGUUGCUGUCACAGUUAUUGCUAGGUAAUCAACAACCUCAGAUAAACCCACUCCUGGCUUUGCAAGGACAGGGACUACUUCCCCAACAACCAAUAGUACAAACUCCAGUAACUGAAUACAAAACUCGCACUACUACCUACGUAACAACGGUUACUGAUGCUAGGGAAACAGUUUUACCUAUCACAUUUAAGGGCAAAGCUAUUUUGACUACUAUUGUUGAUCCUACUACUAAUGUUAUAACGGCAACUGAAUUCCUAACUGAGACUAUUGUCACCACUCCCACUGCCUUAGGUCCUCCACCUCAGUUCAACUCUUUAUUGCUACCGCUUCUUCUUCAACAACAGCAGCAGCAACAGCAACCAAGCUUUAAUUUACAAACUGCAAAUCCGUUGCUAGGUUUAAGUCAAGCGGAUCUUGCCGGUUUGGCUGGAGGUCUGAAUCUAAACAAUCUCAACGGUCCUUCAACUCCAAACCUGCAAAACAAUUUGAAUAAUGAUAUCUUCUCUAACAGUCCCAAACCAAACAUUCUUUCUGACUUAAAUAGUAACGAAGACUUCUCAGAAGAUGCCAUAGAUGCGGAGGAUGAUGCACCACCACCACCUCCCCCACCCACUCGUUCUAGAAAAACUAGACCAAAACAUGCACCUGCCCCAGUGGCUCCUCCCAAACAGACCAGUGUUGUGACUCUGUACGUAUCAGGCAGACAUCCUGGUGAAUUCAGCACAGUUCUCUCGACAGUAGUUGCGGACGACACGCAAUCUGUCAGAAAACGUGAAGCCAUAUAUUAUGACAAUGUUCAAGUUACGCCAUCAAUACUGCCAACGGUCAGUGAACUAACGGGCUCUUAUGUAGAUAGUGACAAUGUUUCGGAAACACAGAAGUACUUAAAUAACGGCUCAGGUGAGAACCUGGUUGAAACGCAGAGUCUUGAGAGUAUAGUAGGAGAAGUAAGCAAGCAUAUUAGAUAUGACGCGUCACCAACUUACGUCGUGAGGGUAGCGAGCCCGUCGGCUACUAGAGACCUGAGGCAAAGUUCAAUUGACGAUGUCUCACGACUGGACAGCACCAGAAUCUCGAAGACCCGAAGGUUUCCCAUGACGGAUGGUUCCAUAUCCACAUCCUGCAACAUCCAAAAUGGAGCUUUUAAUACAAAUGGUAUCGUUUAUGAUAAUUCACCAUGGAGACCGGGAAGAGACAUGGAUUUAGUUGAGAAAGAGUCUGAAGAAGAUGAAAGGAGACUAAAAAACUUGGCGACAAGGAUAAUGUCUAACGGCGUAGAAGUUUUGGUAAAAGACAAAAAUCCAGAAGAAAAGCAAGAGCAGACCAAAUACAUGGAAGUCAAGACCAUUCAACCGUCUGCUGCAACAAACAUGUUUAUGAGCAGUUACCCAAAGAUAGACAAACGGAUCGACAGUGAUGAAGACGAUAGCUUUGAGCUUAUCCAACCAUCAGAAGUCAGUAACCCACCUUGUACUAGUUCAUGCUCUUGUAGUCACACAAAAACAGAAGGUUUAAAAUCAAAAUACACUAAUAUGGACAUGUCUGGAUCUUCGACCAAAUAUGGUGUGAAGAUGACAAAAUACGGCGCAACAAAGUUAGACUUAAGACCAACGAACAAAGAUGCCAAUGAUAAGAAGACACAGUACGGGCCUUAUGAAUAUGAAACACAUUCUCACGUAGCUCCAACAGAUAAAGUCGUAGAAAAAUAUACUGAAGUAAGUGACUACUCAGAUGAAAAAGAUUCGAAUUCCGUUGAAGAAAGUGAACUGUUAACAAAUGAGCAAGCCCCAGCUCCACCAAAAAAUAAUAAAGUAACCACGAAGAAUCCCGAAAAAAUUAAGCCAGACAAACCCCAAAAACCUAACAAAAACAAAUUUGUUGUAGCUGACUUGCUAAAGUUAGGAACUCUGGGAAUUAAGGGUCUGACACAAUUGGCACCUGUUAUCGAGAAAAUGACUGGAGGCUUUAUUAAACGACAAGACACAGUACCAAAAAAUACAACUACUACUGUUCGACCUGCUGUCAAAUUGACUGCAUACAAUGCAAAUAAAAGGGUAGACAAUGAUUUAGAACCGAAACACAAUAAUUUUCCAAUAUACAUACCAGUUGACGAAUUAGAGACUUCUGAAUCUCAAUUGGUUUUUACUAAUGCUACAUUACACCAAAAUUUGGCGUGGGCGGCCGAACAUAAGCAACCUAAAGCCCACAUAGUGCCACCUAAAAUGGUACACGAAAGUCCUCUAGUUAAUGGUGGUAUACCAAUUAGUCCUGGUGAAAUAAUCACUGCGAACUCAGAUGUCAUUGUUGGAAAACCGGCAGUAGGUGGGCCAUUAACCUUAGCUGCAAGUGGAAUCAAGUUACAAAACUCAGUCAACCCACCUCCCAUUGACAGUUUCAUAGCCGCUAAUGAGCAAUAUUUAGUGCACGAGAAACCUCUCAGCGAUCAGCCGCAAGAUGAUGACUCUUUUGAUUUAAGACCACCUGAACCACCGAAACAAAAGUCUAAUGUAAACAGACCUAUGCAGAGACCAAUGCAAGCUCAUAAUCUUCAAAACUCAGGACCUAACGAUAAAUACCCCUAUCGAAUGCCUGCAAGCAUACACGACCAUUUAAUGAAGACAGAACACAUAAAGAAUACUGGUACUGUUUUAGGUAACCAUGGAAGACCAGCAUUUUUGGAUUAUAUUCCUUCUUUAGCUAAGCCUACAAAUCCUCCGAUGCAACAUCAUAUUGAUUACAAGCCCGUUAAUGAGGAUAACUCAGAUGAUAUACCAGAUAACAGUCCAAGUUCUUCUGAAGUAGUUAAUACAAAAAUAAGGACUGAAGAUAAUUUCCCAGUUAGUAGCAACACUGAAUCUAACAAACCUUUCUUAGUUGACAUACAACCUUCAAGGGUAGCGAAUGUUUUGAUACCCCACGGCAGCUCGACAGCAUUAGUAUUUGCGGGCUCAUCAGAACCUCAUAAAACCGGUGACUAUAUUGAUGAUCCUCUGCCUUACCCUGAACCAGGAUACUUUGGAAGCUUUAGUAUUGAUGCUCCACAAAUGACAAAUGUUCAUAAUGUAGCACCUAGUAAUAACAAACAAUAUGUGGGUAAACCAAACGUUCAUCCUCCUUCAGAAAACUACAAACCUAAUGUACCGCAAUAUCAAGAACCAUCAAUUCGAAAUGAAGUUAAAAUGAAAUGGAAGGAUAAUAAACGACCUUUUGACUACAACAAAUUACCUCCACCAACAAGUAAUCAAGAAACUCAUGUCCAAGUUGGUCCUCAAAUAACGGUUUAUGAUCCCGAAGUUUACAGUCCUACGAAUGGUGAAUUCGAUGAAUAUAAUCAAGUAAAAGGAAAAGAUAAACAGAAGAAUGGAAAGGAAAUCAUUGACAAAGAAUACGAAAACUACUUAGCAGUACCCCCUCCACCUCAAUCAAAUAAACCGCAAUAUUAUAAUAAGGAUAUCUAUGAUAAUUCAAAGCCAUACAGUCAUAGACCCAUUGUUCAUACAAAACCAGUACAAGACAUGAAGGUGUUUUUGAAUAUACAGCAUCCCGUACCUGAACAACUGCCGCCUAAAGUAACGUCAGAAAUAUAUUUCGCAGCCCAGAUGCCAAAUAGUAAACCCACUCCUACAUAUACCAUUCGAAUGCCACCGUCACCACCACCAUACAAUAAUUACCACAAACAUUCAAACAAUCAACAGCCACAAAAUGGUCCAAACAACAAUAAUAUGGGUCCAGCACAUCAACAACCUUUCUCUGUUGUAUCUUCUCCAAACAUAAGUAAUAAAUCCUUUGUGCCGAUAGGAAGUAACGAGAAAGAUAAUACAUACACUGUAACAUUAAAUACGGCUACCAAUGUUGCUGGCAAUGCUGAAUCUGGGCAAGUUGUCGGAUCUAGUGUUGCUGUGCCAGUUGGGACUUCAACUCAUGAUGGCCAGUUAAACACAGAUAUACCUAUAGGGACUAAUUUUGCUAUCAGAGUUGAAGACAAUAAUUCCCCUCCUGAAACCUAUAAUUUACAAGGCAAUGUUAAUUCACCAACAAUUUAUGAUGACAAAGCUCGAGAGCCACAAGUAACUGUCGGAGAUAACAGAUGGAACAAAAGCUCAACUGAUACAUCUGAGGCUACUAUAAUCGGAAAUAACUAUUUCAACCAAAAUUAUGUCCGUAAACCACAAAAUUAUGGUGAUAGAGUAACUACUACAGAAACACGCAUUCCAUCGAUGCCACCAUCUUUAAAUAGUCAUGCUAAUUUCCCGAUGAUAAAUGAUCAUUCCACACCGUCAAGGGGAAAUGAACCCGUUAAACCAGUCACUGAAUAUACCGAUAACAUAGAGUCCAGUAAUGUAACACCAACGAAUUUGUUACCUAACGUACCUACAAACUCUCAUGGCUGGUAUUCUAGUGUGCUAAAGGAAAACAACAUCAAUAACAUUAAACUAGAAGAUACAACUCGCAAAAUCAUUCCUUUGAUUCAUAACUAUAACGAUAAAAACAAUGCACCGAGUUUCGGACAGAAAAUUUCAAGUGUUGGCAAACCUCCUUCUGACUUUUGGUCACAAAAUGGACCGACCGUUUCUGGCUUCACCGUAGGCAAACCUUUUACAAAACCUCAAUCAACAGAGAAACCAUUUUCUACAAACACACCGUUUACAACGAAGCCUUUCAAUAUUAAUUACAUUCCAUCUAAUUUAGGUACCAUGAAACAACCUACAUACAAUAUACCCAUUAGAGAUAAUAGUGACGAAACUACUACAGCCAAGACAACUACAGAAGAAAUAAAACCAGUAUAUGAAAGCCCUGAUGUGAUUUAUGAUGGUAAAGAAGAAGAAGAGAAUCCUGGUGAAAUAGAUGGUGAAGUCAGUUCUGAAUCUAUGAAAGUGCCUGUCGUGAGUUCUUCAAAUGAAGUGGCUUAUACACCCAAAACUUCAACUGACAUAACUUUAUUAAAGCAUGAAGUAUUUAAUCCUCCUAAGAAUAAAGAAGAUCAAAGCAACAAAGUGCUUUUUAAUUUCAACCCUGGAACCCAAACCGAAAAACCGUUUGGUGCUUACAACAAAACCACCUUCCAGUCUAAUACUAUAAAGCCAAUCUACGAAAACCAUCCUUACAACAAACCAAGGCCAUUCACAAUUAAUACCGCAAUAGUUCUUGAUCAUCAAUUGCAACAACCUCAUUGGCAGAUCAACCAUAUGAUGGAGAAUAAUACUAAUAUAGAUUUGAAUAUUGGGGAGGAAAUGGAUAAACCUGAGCCUACUAAAAAACCAGUUCCGUCACCAAAGCCCAUCUAUGUUGUAGAUCCCGACAUCAAAUACAAAAGACCUCCUAGACCAAUAUUCAUAAAUCAAUUUAAUAAUACACACGUUCAUAACGAAUCAAUUAUAACCUCAACAGUACAUAUUCAAGAUAAGAAGCCACUCAUUGUGGAAAAAGCCACAGAAAAAUCGAACUUACCUACAUUCACACUAUCUAACUUGGAAAUAAAUCGUUCAUCAAGUGAGAUCAUAGACCUGUCACCACCGCUACCGACUAUGGAUUACAAUUUCAAGCCUUCGACCAACGAUGAGACAAUUAUGGGUAUGAGUCCUCCACCACCAAGAACGCCGCCAGGUAUCAGGCUUCCAACCAGAGUGCCAUUGACUCCUCGCCCACCAGUUCCCGCUCGGACACCGCCGUCAUACAGAACACGACCAACAAGACCUACACCGCCAAGAAUUACUACCCACAAGCCAGUAAAAGUACCUGUUAACCGAGAUGAAGUUUCAACAUACAGACCUACCUACGAUAUUCUGAACAACAUAAGAAGACCGAUUCACAACCGAGAUCAGCCGUCCUCACAACUACUCCCUCCUUCAAGGAAGCCUAUUCCAUCAAGAGUUGUUAGUCCGAUUAAUGAACUACCAGCUCCCUCAGUCAGUGUCUCCGAAGUACCGAAUGUUGUCUUCCCAACUCCGAUUUCAUCGGGUUGGUUGACAUCAUCAGGCAUAGAUUUCUCAUCGAGCUUUAACUUUAACCCAACAUCAAUACUAUUCCCGGAUACACCAAAACCAUCAAGGGCUCCCGAUUCCACAGAAGUUUCCUCUUCCGAAUACGUUGAUUCUUAUGAGGCAUCAUCAGAACAUAUCGAUGAAGUCAGUUCAGAAAAAUCUGUUACAGAAGAUGGAGAUAUGGUAUCUAAAGAAUCAAGUACCGAAUCUACUACAACCACAAAGGUAACACCUAUUACUGAAGCAAAUGAUUCUCUACCUGACGCAAGUCAAGAAGAAACAACAACCGACAAAAAAGUUUUCUCACUUGGAAACAAGAACAGAACUCGAAAACCGUAUCCGGUACGUGUUGAUGAAAAGAAAACUACGACCAGCAAGUUCAAAAUACCUCCAAAACCAAAUACAAUUUUAAUUAAGCCUUCAAGAACUAUAACCCGUCCAGAAAUCUUGUACCCGAGCAGAGAUAUAUCUAUCAAGAAGAUUGUGCGACCAGUUACGAGAUUACCACCUACUGUUGUGCCCUCAAGCAUCAUUGAAAGCUCUGAGUCAUCACUUGAUGAAGACUUCAUCAAGCCAACUGAAGUUCUUAAGGAAAAUAUUGAACCUACUCUACCUAAAAUAGAGAUCAGUAGUAUGGUGAAACAGGAAGCAUCUAAUGUUCCUAUAGUUGAUAUUUCCUCUAGUGUUGCAACUCCCGUAUUAGAAGAAGUCAAUAAAAUAAAACCAACUCACCAUGCAGGCAAUGAAGUUAAAAUUUCCGAUGAAAUUGUACCUACUAAAACUGAAUUUAGAACAACUGUUGUUACUCUAACUAAGACUCUAUCAGAACCACCUAAAACAGUCUCAAGUAUUGGAUACGUAAACUUGACACACACAUUAACAGUAACACACACAAAGACAAGCCUUAUCAGCCAAUCAGAAGGUGCUGUUACACAAACACUUGUUUUAACGAACACGCACACAUCUACGAUAGUUGAUGUCGUGACUGAAGUUCAUACACAGGUACAGCCUACAACAAUCAUAGAGACAGUUACUAAACAUAUACCUAUUCCACAAGUUCAACCCACACCUGCUCAGGAGGUACCUGCAAAUACUAAAGUGCCACUUGAUGACUUAACAAUGUCAUCUGAAGAAAAUGAAAACCUGAUCAUCCGAGACUCAGAUACGACAGACAAUAUUAUACAGAAGAUUGAAAAUGAUACUGAACACGAAAACGAUAAUGAUACAUUCUUUGUUGUGAUGAAUAAAUCUCAGAAUGGUGGCCAGGCUCCUCCACUGCCUGUUAACACUGAUAUAGAAACUGGAGACUACGACAUCACAAGAAAUGAACAGGUCAAUAGUAAUGGAGUAUCUCAUGUUCUAUUUGGGGAAAUAUUGCUGGCUGGAUCACCAUAUUUAGAGACUACAAACGUUAACCCUAACGCAGGUGCAGGUUAUGGCAAAGAAUGUCGACCAGACUGUGAAGCUUCCAGGAACGAACGAUGCCAGAGAAUUGAUGGGAUUAUGAAAUGUGUCUGCAGACCUGGAUUUGCUAGGAUCUUCCCUGAUAGACCCUGUAAACCAACAUACACCUAUUCAGUCAAGCUAGCCCUUGGAGCACAAGGAAUCGAACGUUUAGAAUACAAUAACAACCUAGCAGACAACACCAGUAAAGAGUACCAAGCUUUAGCGGUGGCUACUCAUGAAGGUAUCACGAGGAUGGUAAUGCAAUCAGACCUUAGGGAUGUGUACCAUGGGGUCCAUAUCACGGCAUUCCAGCCAGUUGAGUUGAAGAGCCCUGAAGGAGAAAUGUAUCAAGGGGUCAUGUCUGAUUUCUACGUUCAGCUUUCAGACAAUGCUCAUGAAAGUCGUCUCAAGGAGGUGAUUGAGAAAUAUCUGAGAAAUCAUUAUUACAAUUUGGGAGGCACUAAGGUGUAUGCUGCGAGCGAGUUGAUGGAUAAACUUGAUGUUAGCGAUUUCGACGAGUGUGUCAGUGGCCAGUUCCACGACUGUUCGGAGCAUGCGCAGUGCUUCAACCUGCGCGGGACCUACACUUGCAGUUGUCUUGAAGGUUUUGCAGACCUCAGUGUCAACUCGUUGUAUCCUGGCAGAAUUUGUUCAGCUGAGUCGGUUGGUUGUGAGCGCUGCAACUACCACGGCGCCUGCUACUCGAGAGAUGACCGCAGAGUCCUAUGCGAAUGCUUCCAGUGGUACGCGGGCAGUGUCUGCCAGAUCAACCUGAAGGUGGUACUAAUCUCGCUGGUGGUAUGUGGUGCUCUCCUGACGGUGGUGCUGGCUGUGUGCGCGGUGCUGGCGUGUUCGCGACGGUCACGACGGGCGCCACGACCACAGCGCUCCAUUGUAGCCUGUAUCCAAGGCAUGCCGAGUUUGCAUCAGGGCGCCAUGCCUUCAAAGCAGAGAGCGGACAGACGCGCGUUGAUCAGCGAGCGAGGGGAGUCGGGUGACACCUCUAGCGUACAAAAUGCGUCUCUACCGUACAUGCCAGCUAAGAGACCAUCCACGAGUAACAAGAAGUGCGUGAUGUCGGAUCCCCCGCAGCACGAGGCGCCCCCGCCCCCCUCCUCCGCCGGACCUUCCGUCAUGAUCCCUCGCGCACGGCUGCACACGCAUCAUGGGGACAGUCGUGAAAAUAUUUCAAGAAAACGAAGUCUCGAAAUGAGCAGCGAAGCAAAACUGAUCAGUUACUUGGAAUCUGGAGCAACAAACACCAAUGAUGAGAUGAGACGCAAACAUAGCUUAGAAUCUUCGUACAGUGCCAACAAAGACAGACAUAAUAAGCAAGGAGCUUUAGUAUCAGCUGGUUUCAAAGUCUCGACUACAAUAAGGCCUGAUGAAGCAGCUAUGAAAGACGAUCGGGAUGAUAUGUCUUCAGUCAACAAGGGAGACCUAGAGGCUGAAUUAUCACGUUUCGAUACAUUGAGGAAAUCUUAUAGUCAAGAAGAUUUAUCUGAAUGGACAGACGCUGAAAGAAGAUUAGGGGAACUGACUCUGUCAGAAGCUAGAUCUGUUGGUGGAACUCUACCAGCCAGCACCGGGAGAGCAGCUUCAUCAACACGACUAACACACCAGGAGGCUAACACGAUGGCUGAGCGGGACCUUGGCUCCACCUUCCUUCUGCCGCACGUUCACCUCUACAAACCAGACCUUACAAGUGACGUGUCGGAGUUCGAUUCCCUGUGACGACAAUCAAGAUCAAGUCAUACAUUGAA
This is a messenger RNA of Trichoplusia ni (cabbage looper), 15717 nucleotides long. RefSeq lists its product as uncharacterized. Lineage: Eukaryota; Metazoa; Arthropoda; Insecta; Lepidoptera; Noctuidae. Gene Ontology annotation, molecular function: calcium ion binding. The record is from RefSeq and is a predicted model, not a curated record. The transcript is spliced from 19 exons. Bases 374 to 15688 code for a protein of 5104 amino acids.